Rhagoletis pomonella (apple maggot) is the source of this 1317-nucleotide messenger RNA. Its product is annotated as 5-hydroxytryptamine receptor 2B-like. Lineage: Eukaryota; Metazoa; Arthropoda; Insecta; Diptera; Tephritidae. Bases 520 to 1317 code for a protein of 265 amino acids. The record is from RefSeq and is a predicted model, not a curated record. The transcript is spliced from 5 exons. Gene Ontology annotation, molecular function: G protein-coupled serotonin receptor activity; neurotransmitter receptor activity. Gene Ontology annotation, biological process: chemical synaptic transmission; G protein-coupled receptor signaling pathway, coupled to cyclic nucleotide second messenger. Gene Ontology annotation, cellular component: dendrite; membrane.
AAAUCAAAAACUUACUGCAAAAAUACAAGUUUUUUAACAUAAAUUUACAUAUACCACAAAAAAUCCUAUUUAAAGUGAAAGUCUUUCUAAUAGUUACUGCUACGCCAGCCGAAAAAAGUCAACACAACACAGCAGCGAAGAUAUACUGGAUGCGAGUUUAUUUAGAUGCUGUCCGUUGAAAAUCACCCAACGGCAAAGCUUGUCGUCGUCGGCGCAAACAAGAGCCAAGGGACGAAAAAUAUUCGAUAUCAAUAAACUGGCACAUAAAAUAAGAAGCUGAGCAAACAGACAGCAAGAGCAACAACACCAACUACUUAUAUAUGUAUACUACUAGAUACGACUAAAAACACCAAAAAUACACAACAACAUUAAUAGCAAUACUAGUGAAACACCAUUUCUCUUACUACUAAAAAUCAAAUACAAGCAAAAACAAGUCUACUCCGAAUUCAAUCGAUACCAUCAGACAUCAUCAAGAGCACCAAUACUACCUCUCCGCCUACGCUAGAGAUUUACAACAAUAUGUUGGGUGAUAUAAUUUCACCGUCAAUCGCCACUUGGAGUACAACGCAAAACUUUUACACUGACCUGGAUGUUGACAUGCCUUUGAUGCAUGGUGGCGCCGCCACCGACUUGAAUGUACCGCUCCUACCAACCUAUAAUACAUACAACACAGCGUAUAGUAAUGCUACAUCGAUGUUGUUCGACGUAAACGAAACGAGCGCAUAUCAAAUUGUAUUGAAUGGCACCAGCGGCAAUAUUAGCAGCAGCAGCAGCAACAACAACAUCUUGCUGGGUGUCGGUGAUGAGAGUAGCAACAACAGUGGUUUCAUUAUAUUCAACAGCACUGGCGUUGGCCCAAAUGGGAGCAGCAAUAUUAUCGAUGUUCUUAUAGGUGAACAUAAUGAGUUUGAUGAUCAGCAAUUGGAUGACAUCAUUGGUGGCGGUGGCGGCGGCGGCACAAAGGAUCCGACGGUCGCGUUGGUGAAAAUGAUUGUCAUGUCCAUUGUGCUAGGCUUGCUCAUAUUCAUAACCAUAAUAGGCAACGUUUUUGUAAUUGCGGCAAUUAUACUCGAGCGAAACCUACAGAAUGUGGCUAAUUAUUUGGUGGUAUCGCUGGCGCUGGCUGAUUUAUUGGUGGCGUGUCUGGUGAUGCCGCUCGGCGCGGUUUACGAGAUAAGCGAGGGUUGGAUACUUGGCCCGGAGCUGUGCGACAUUUGGACAUCGUGCGAUGUGCUCUGCUGUACGGCGUCCAUAUUGCAUCUGGUGGCGAUAGCAGCUGACAGGAUAACAGUAUGCAAUGAAAAAUUUAUUCUCUGA